UUCAGUAAUCACCAUCAACCCCACAAUUACCCACCAUCCCAUCCAUCACGUCUCCGUCCUCCCCCCAUCCCCUCCACAAAACCGCCAACAUGGAUAUCGACCCCAAGCCCAUCCCCGAAUUUCUGGCGCAGCAGCGAGACGAACACACCCCGGCGGAGCUGCAACCUCUCAUGCUAGAUUUUGAGGACUUCUGGGAGCGCAAACUAUGGCAUCAGCUCACCACCGCCCUCGAUGAGUUCUUUAGACAUCCCGAGAGUGGCCCGCAGCGGCUAGGGCUCUUCAAAAACUUUGUGAUGACGUUUGCCGAUAAGAUCAACCAGUUGAAGCUGGUGGAGUUGGGACUGUGGGCGAGCCAGGAAUGCAAAGACUACCAAGAGGCCCUCGUCUUCCUCGAAACCAUUACCAAGAAGGUAAACAACGUCGACUCGCAAGACGCCUACGUUUACGCCAUCGUCGAAGUCGCUCGGAUCAAGCUCUGUCUCGAAGACCUGAAAGGCGCCCGCAUAGCUCUGGACGAAGCCGAGAAGAUUCUGGACAAGUUCGACAGCGUCGAGUCGAUAGUGCACGCGUCGUUCUACCGGGUCAGCAGCGAUUACUACAGCACCAAGCGGGAGUUCUCGGCGUACUACCGAAAUGCCCUGCUGUACCUGGCAUGCGUACAGAGCACCGAGCUACCGCAAGCGAAACAGUGCGAGCUCGCCUACAACCUCUCAAUCGCUGCGCUGCUGUCGGAAAAGAUCUACAACUUCGGAGAGCUCCUGUUACACCCCAUCCUCGACUCCCUCGUCGAUACCGAGCACGCGUGGAUCCGAGAACUGCUCUUUGCGUUCAAUACCGGAGACCUUGGCAAGUACAACGGCUUGCUCGGCCACCUCGACAAGCAGCCUCUGUUUGAGGGGAAGCAACAGUUCCUUAGACAGAAACUGUGUCUUUCCGCCUUGACGGAGGCCGUGUUCCAGCGCCCGCCUCACGACCGUGCUCUGACAUUCGAGAGCAUCAUGAAAGAGACUGGCGUGUCGGCGGAUGAGGUGGAGUAUCUGCUCAUGAAGGCGCUGAGCGAGGGCUUGAUUAGAGGGAGUAUCGACCAGGUGGCGGGUGUGGCAAGGAUUGCGUGGGUUCAGCCCAAGGUGUUGGAUAAGGGCCAGAUCGAGAACAUGCGACAGCGGUUGAUGGAGUGGGAUGGAAGUGUGAGCAGGCUGAACAAGUACAUGGAGGAGAAGCUCUCGGAGUCUGUGACGGCAUGAAUCCUGGGAUAAUUUCGUAGAUGGGACAGGAAAAGUUGGGCACGUGUUGUACUUUUACUCAUGCAGCGCACUGGUCAGAAUG
Tricharina praecox is the source of this 1326-nucleotide messenger RNA. RefSeq lists its product as uncharacterized. Gene Ontology annotation, cellular component: cytosol; nucleus; proteasome regulatory particle, lid subcomplex. Gene Ontology annotation, biological process: ubiquitin-dependent protein catabolic process. The coding region runs from base 90 to 1244 and encodes 384 amino acids. Gene Ontology annotation, molecular function: structural molecule activity. The record is from RefSeq and is a predicted model, not a curated record. The transcript is spliced from 2 exons. NCBI's taxonomy places the organism in Eukaryota, Fungi, Ascomycota, Pezizomycetes, Pezizales, Pyronemataceae.